Molecule: messenger RNA, 2564 nt
Organism: Lytechinus variegatus (green sea urchin)
Lineage: Eukaryota; Metazoa; Echinodermata; Echinoidea; Temnopleuroida; Toxopneustidae
Product: kelch domain-containing protein 8A-like
Exons: 6
Coding region: 138-1250 (370 amino acids)
Molecular function (GO): protein binding
Source: RefSeq, a predicted model, not a curated record
GUAGAGGGCAGCAACACACGUUCGUUUUACAAAUUACGCCGUAGGCCUACACUGAAUUUCUAGCAUUUGACUUUUUAGAAUUGACACGAUCUGAUUCCAUUUCAUACAUUCAGAAAGAAUUCUGAAAAGACUUAAUUAUGGCAACAGCAGGUGCUAUAGGACCAGACAGUUUCAAGUGGGAAUCAUUACCUCCAAUGCCUACUAAACGGGUGUAUGCCUCAGCUGUAGAGUGCAAUGGUAAACUAUAUGUGAUUGGUGGAGUAAGCAUGCAUGGUAAUCCUAUGGAUGCCUUUGAGAUGUAUGAUCCUGAGAAGAAGAAAUGGAACAAUAGGUUACCUAAUUUACCCAACAAGAGAGGACAACCAGCAUUAGCUGUUGUAGGUAAUAAGAUAGUAGUACUUGGUGGAGUAGCAGGAGGGAAGGAAGCAUCAGAUGCAGUGGAUGUCUUUGAUACAUCAUCUAAGAAAUGGAUCAUGGGGAUGAAGACACUUGGAGAAAAGAUACAGAACAUUUCAACAGUUGUUCAUAAUGGAAAAGUUAUAACAAUUGGAGGCAUGAAAGCAAACACCUCCGCCUUGCAGAUGUGCAGAGUCUUGAACAUUGAAGAGAACUUAUGGCUUGAGCUACCUGAUAUGCCAACCCCUAGGUAUGGAGCAGCUGCACAUAUCAAGGGAGAUAUCAUUUAUGUUCUAGGAGGGAGAAAUGGAAAGCACCCUGUCCAGUGUUUGGAGGUACUGGACUUGAAGCAGUCUAAGUGGACCAAACUAAAGCCUAUUACCAAGCCUAGGGUUUUCUGCUCAUAUAUCAUGACCGAUGAGAAGUUCUAUUGUAUAGGUGGUCUUCAAUCUGAUGGAAAGGACUUCCAUGAUGAUACAGAGGAAUAUGAUGUGGAAAAUGAUGAAUGGACAGACAUAGAUUCCAUGCCACAUGUUAGAGGGGACUUUUGUGCCGGGAUUGUAGCAGGAAAGAUUAUUGUUGUUGGAGGAAUGAGUCGCAAAGCCUUACCUUUGACUGAAGCAGAGUUCCUAGAUGAUGAUAAGACAUGGAAGCCCAUAGCAGACUGUCCUAUAUCUAGAGGAUCAGGUACAAGUACAUUAUUCCAAGACAAGCUAGCAAUCAUUGGUGGCUUCACACCUGAUGGGGUAUCUAAUGCAGUAGAUUUAGUAGGCAUAGGGUCAACAUCAGAGAAUGUAGAGACCUCUGAAGCCUCUAGAGGGCAGGCCAGGAGAGGUAAAGGUAAAAGGAGAUGAAACUUGCCAAUACUAUCUUUGUAAGCUGUCUGAAUUGUGAAUUAUUAGAUCUAUGAAUAGAGAUCAUGAAUUUUGACAUUUUUCUUAUCAGGUUUUCAUUCAGUACUUGUUGACAGGAAAAUUGUGGUUGGUCGGGAUAUUGCCACAUAAAGCUUAGUGAUUGAUCAUGGAGCCGAUUACUGUGAUUCUUUAUUUUGUAUGCUGAGCUUUAUUGUUGAUAAAUUAAUCAAUUUAUACUUCUCUAAUGAGUGAUAUUAAUUACAUACUGUACUAGAUUGCCUGACUGGCAGAAGGGUACAUACUCAAACAUGUCCUAAAACUCUCUCAUAGACUCUCAUUAUUGUCCAGCAGGGCUAGUUGUUAUCCUUCUAUUGCUGAAUGAAGACUUAUCUAGUAUCAUCUAUGCAAGAUUUAGUUUAUAGAAUACAUGAGUGACUUUUUUGUUGUUAAUAAAAAAUGGCAUAAACAACCCCGGUGUGUUGGCUCAGAUGGUAGAGCAUCCGUCUCACAACCGGGAAGUCUGGAGUUCAAACCCCAGCCAAGUCAGACCAAAAGACAUUAAAAGAUGGAAGUUGCUGGUAGCCUGUUUGGUAUUUAACAAUUAAAGGGAUAGAGCCUUGUCGAUCUGGCGCUGCACAGUGGCUUCAGGGCCCACAAUCUGUUGGGCAAAGCAAAUUUUCAGAGUAUUUAAUUUCAUGUCUAUUUCAAACAAUAAUGUGGGGUUUUUUUAGUCUUUUUGAAACCACAUAAUUGGUGAAAUAUUCCAUCAAAACUCACAACAUGUAAUCUUUGUUAGAGAAUCUCAUACAUAAUUGAUAUUAAGGGUAAUAAAAUUAUUUCAAUUUUCAGGUGAUGAAAUAUUUAUUCAGAAAAGAUAUACUUUUUGUUUUUAUAUAUAUUGAUAUUAAAUGUGAAGUUAUAUUAAGUAAUUUUAUCAUUUCAGCAUCAAUGGUCAUUUUAUGGUUUCUGACUUGAUCAAAGGUUUGUGGGUUUUGAAUCUCCUCUUUGUGCUGCAUUUGAGCCAAGUGUAAUAGAUUGGGGUACCUUGCGUGAUUCAUUCCUUGGAUUUACUAAACACUGUGUAUGGUGUCUGAAGGAUGAUAACCAUAACUCUGCCUUCUAUACAAUAUUGUUAAGGUAAUGAGUCUUAUUGCCAGUUAUCAUUAUUUUUAUCAAUAGUACAAUUAGUAGGGGCAGUUAUUUUUCAUUUCAAAAUUGCUCCUACCAUUUAUUAAAACCUGUAAUUUCAAACCUGAUCUAAAAUGGAAAUUACAUUUUUCCAUGUAGAAAAUACACACAGCAAAAACAUGCAUU